This is a messenger RNA of Belonocnema kinseyi, 666 nucleotides long. RefSeq lists its product as uncharacterized. Gene Ontology annotation, biological process: DNA integration. The record is from RefSeq and is a predicted model, not a curated record. The coding region runs from base 1 to 666 and encodes 221 amino acids. Lineage: Eukaryota; Metazoa; Arthropoda; Insecta; Hymenoptera; Cynipidae. The transcript has a single exon. Gene Ontology annotation, molecular function: nucleic acid binding.
AUGGGAAACAGACUUUCCAGCAGGGUGACGCCAUCGCGACCAUUUACUCAUUGUGGCAUUGACUACGCUGGGCCUGUUGACUUUCUUAGAUUCAGAGAAAGAAAAAGUUCAUCCUGGUUGGCCUGUAUUAGCAUAUUUGUCUGCUUUGCAACUCGCGCGAUACAUCUUGAACUUGUGGUUGAUUAUACAUCGGAUGCAAUUAUUGGAGCAUUGAAAUGCCUGAUCGGUUCAGGCGGACUUCCUAAAACUAUUUAUAGUGAUAACGGCACUACUUUCCAGGGAGCUGAUUGCAAAUUGCGUGAACACUUUAAAAUGGUAAAUAGAGAUCCAAAUGUAUGUAAUUAUUUUGCAGCAGGCGGUCUUUUCUGGAAGAUGAUACCCCCACAGCCACCUCACUUCGUAGGUCUUUGGGAAGCUAGGGUGAAAAGUACAAAGAAUCAUCUCAGAUUCUCAGUUGGUGAUAAAAAAUUAACUUUCAAAGAGCUUACCAUGCUUUUAUGCCAAAUAGAAGCCUGUUUGAACUCACGGUCAAUAAAUGCUGAAUCUGAUUCCGACCCUGACAAUUUCGUGCCUUUGACCCCAGGAUAUAUUUUAACAGGGAGUCCCAUUUUAUCCCUACCAGAACCUUCAUAUCUUGAUGUAGAAGACGGUCGUUUAGACUCUUAG